Molecule: messenger RNA, 1926 nt
Organism: Hepatospora eriocheir
Lineage: Eukaryota; Fungi; Microsporidia; Hepatosporidae
Source: the annotation of a GenBank genome assembly
AUGAUUUUUAUCAAAUUUUUUAUAAUAAUUUUAUCAAUGAACAAAUCAAACUUUACAUUAUUAGAUAUUCCAGAAUCUGAUGAAGCAUUCAAUGAAUUUUGCAAUGAUUUAAUUCAAUAUAAUGCAUCAACUGAAGAAUUAAAAGAUUUGGGUCUUUUAUGCAAAGACAACUAUGAAAGAGCAAUUAGAUUAUUGCAUAUGGCUUUGACAAAUGCUUUAAAUGACAAAGAAGAGAAUAAAGAACCUUUAAUACUGUUGUGUGCAAUCUAUGAAGAUAGAAACACAGACACUUCUAACUUACUUAAAAAGCUAAAAAACUCAGAAGAUCCUCGUGUUUCAAUACUGAAAGGAUUUCACUACUAUAAAGCAGAAGCAUAUGAUGAUGCAAAAUUUGAAUUCUCCAAAAUAAACUACACUAAAGGAAUAAAUCUAUGCAACUUAAAGUUAAGAGAAAUUGAAGAAGUUGAGGCUGCUAAUGACACAAUUCUAUGCUCAUUUAUUGAUUCUAAAAAAUGGAAAGAGGUUGAUGUCUCGAAAGUUUGUUCUCAAGAUUAUCUUUAUAGAAUUGGAAAAAGUGAAACUUAUGAAGAUGAAAAAUCAAUUGACGUGAUAUUAGCUAAUUUAAAAUUUACUGAAGAUGAAUUGAAUGUUUUAUUGUCUUUAAAGAAUGACAACUCUGAAAUUUAUACAGCUGAAAUUGAUUAUUCAAUAGGAAAAAUUUAUCAUUUAAGGGGUGAGUAUGAUAAUGCAGCUUAUUAUUAUAAAGAGUCAUUAAAUGCAGAUUCUAAUUAUUUACCAUCCUACUUGAAUCUUUCUAAAAUUAAUGAUACACCUGUUGACAUUACUAAACUUAAUACCAAAGAUCACUAUGCAGCAAUAUUUGAUCAUAAUGCUUUAAUUGCUUUGAAAAAAUUUAACUUUAAUUUUGAUUACAGCAAAUGUUCAUCAGAAAUUAAGUCUAUUUUUAAAGUAGUUGAUGCGUGUGAAAAAGUGUGUAUAAAAGGAAUCGAAUUAUUGGAAGAAUAUUUAAAUAGUGAUGUAUUUGAUAGAACAAGCUUGGAAAAUAAUUUAGGAGUACUUUAUAGUAAAAAAUUUGAUGAAUUUAAUGCGGUUAGAAUGUUUACAGAUGCUUUAAAUUCAAAUAGAGAUCCUAAAAAGGAAAAUUACUUAAAAUAUAAUUUAUAUUUGAUAGAGAAGGAUUGGGACAAAAUGAAAACAUUAGAGUUGGAAGAAGCUAAAUAUCAGAUAGCAUUUAAUAACAAUAAGUGUGGCGGGUUUCCAAUGUUGGAAGCUUAUUCUUUAAUGGAUACUGAAAGAUCAAAAUCUUUAGCUUAUUUUACAAACAGUAAUGAUCUUUUUUCUUCACUUUGUUUAUCACAUCUGAUGAUUCAGGAAGGAAGAUUAGAUGAUUCUAUUGAUAUUUGUAUGAAACAUUCAAAAUCAUACUUUGCUAUUAACAACUUAGCUAUAUCUAAUGCUAAGAAAGGAUUUGUUGAUAAUGCUAUUAGAUUAUUACUUCAAGUUAAGAGAACCUUGUUAAUUAAUAACCAUCCAUUUAUAGGAAGUUUAUAUGUUAAUUUGGGAAAUUGUUACUAUAUGAAUAAUGAAUAUGAUGAAGCAAUCAAUUAUUACUUAAAGACAAAUACAAUGAGUGAUUAUGUAGAUAGAAUGUUAAUAUCAAUUUGUUAUAAAACUAAGUAUAUUGAAUACGUUGAGAGGUGCAUAGAUAGAAUACCUGAUCUAAAAAAGUAUAAAAUAGAAAUUCUUUUAACUUCUAAGAAAUUCCAAGAAGCAAGAGAUUUUGCUAAAUCAGAAAGCCUUUAUGAUGAAAUGAUUGACAGUUUUAAAGCAGUCGAAGAAGAUGAAAUUGAAUUGAAAAAACAAAUUAAAGAAAUGGAAGAAUACAGAAAGAAAAAGAAUAUUUAA